CAUCGCUGGAUUAAGUAUUUUUGUAACUAUCGCACAAUGGGAAAGCGCACGAAGAAGGUCGGCAUUACCGGAAAGUACGGUACCCGUUACGGUUCCACGCUCCGAAAGCUGUUGCGCAAGAUUGAGGUUUCGCAGCAUUCAACUUACCGCUGCGUCUUUUGUGGAAAGGAUUCCGUCAAGCGAACCUGUGUGGGUAUCUGGGAAUGCAAGACCUGUCGUAAGGUAGUGGCCGGCGGUGCUUACACCCUGUCUACCGCUAGUGCCGUCACGGUCCGGUCGAAUAUUGCGCGUCUUCGAAGAAUGCAGACGGAAAACAACUAAGCCGUAUCUUCCUAUAAUUCUAGAAAGAAGAAGCAAAGU
Molecule: messenger RNA, 360 nt
Organism: Phaeodactylum tricornutum CCAP 1055/1
Lineage: Eukaryota; Bacillariophyta; Bacillariophyceae; Surirellales; Neidiaceae
Exons: 2
Coding region: 37-321 (94 amino acids)
Biological process (GO): translation
Cellular component (GO): ribosome
Molecular function (GO): structural constituent of ribosome
Source: RefSeq, a predicted model, not a curated record